This is a messenger RNA of Menidia menidia (Atlantic silverside), 3919 nucleotides long. The record is from the annotation of a GenBank genome assembly. NCBI's taxonomy places the organism in Eukaryota, Metazoa, Chordata, Actinopteri, Atheriniformes, Atherinopsidae.
CUCGGUGUCCAUGAUCUCCAUGCAGUGUUUACUCCAAGUCCCAGAAACUAGAAACAACCUGUGUGCCUGCCACGUCGUGUCUGACUGCGUACAUCCCAUGCUAAGGUGUUUCCUCCAACAAUCCAGUCGAUAGCUUUUCCACGUUGAUUAGUUCAUUGCAACAAGCUCUUUUUUUUCCGCCGUGGUUCCCCCAACCACCCCACCCCUCCAUCACUCUCCCCACCGAGCUGCCAUAUUACACCAAUUGUCGGGAACUUACUCGGACCGUGACAUCUGGGGUUUACCACCACCAUCUGACUGUCAGGUUUGCUCCAAAGAAGACGAAAAAGAAGGAAAAAGACACAUAUUUUGCUAUCAUGGCUUCUUUUAAGUUGGAUUUUCUCCCAGAGAUGAUGGUGGAUCACUGUUCUUUGAAUUCUAGUCCUGUUGGAAAGAAGAUGAACGGGUCCCUGGACCAUGCUGACCAACCGGAUGUGGAUGCCAUUAAGAUGUUUGUAGGACAGAUUCCACGGUCUUGGUCUGAGGAGCAACUACGUGAGCUAUUUGAACCUUAUGGAGCAGUGUAUGAGAUUAAUAUUCUCAGAGACCGUAGCCAAAAUCCACCUCAGAGUAAAGGCUGCUGCUUUGUGACUUACUAUACGCGCAAAUCAGCCUUAGAAGCACAGAACGCUCUGCACAACAUGAAGAUUCUGCCUGGGAUGCAUCAUCCAAUCCAGAUGAAGCCAGCUGAUAGUGAGAAAAACAAUGGGUGCGCAUUUGUAACAUUUACAGCUCGACAAAUGGCCCAGUCAGCCAUAAAAUCCAUGCACCAGUCCCAGACCAUGGAGGGUUGUUCAUCACCCAUUGUGGUGAAGUUCGCAGACACUCAGAAGGACAAGGAGCAGAAGCGCCUGGCUCAACAGCUGCAGCAGCAGAUGCAGCAGCUCAGCGCUGCAUCAAUGUGGGGAAAUCUCACUGGGUUUAACAGUCUGGGGCCACAGUAUCUAGCAGUAACUCUACUUACAGUUACUACAGCAGUCAACAUCCACAGGGAACGCACUCACCAAUUUGCACCAAGUUUCAGCCUCAUAUGUCUUAAUACCAUGCAGAACCUGGCUGCUUUAGCAGCAGCAGCAACAGCCACACAGGGCCCACCUACAGGUUCCAGCUCCAUGACGACUUCUAGUAGCCCGCUAAGUGGACUAACGAGCUCAGGUUCUCCUCCCACCUCAACCAGUAACUCCUCCAUCAACCCCAUGGCACCUUUAGGGGCCCUGCAAUCUCUGGCUGCGAGUGCCAGCAUCAACAUGGGCUCUUUGGCAGGCAUGGCAGCACUAAAUGGCAGCCUUGCCUCCAGCAGUCUGUCUAAUGGCUCAGGUAAUACCAUGGAAGCACUGAGUCAGGCCUACUCAGGAAUCCAGCAGUAUGCUGCUGCAGCCCUCCCCAGCUUGUACAAUCAAAGCCUGUUGUCCCAGCAAAAUGUCUCUGCUGCAGGCAGCCAGAAAGAAGGAUUUGUGAGCUAUGACAACCCAGUUUCAUCACAGGCAGCAAUCCAGUCAAUGAAUGGCUUCCAGAUUGGUAUGAAAAGGCUGAAGGUACAACUGAAGCGCUCAAAGAAUGACAGCAAGCCCUACUGAGGGUGGUAAAUCACUCCUAACUUAGUUGAGCAGGAUGUUAUGGUAAGUGGAGUAUAGAUAAGAUUAGUCUUCUCAGAAAGUGUCUGUCCAUCAUAGGGCUGAUGAAUUGCCUCUUCUGGUCAUUAAACAAUCCCCAGACCUUUUUUUCCUUUUGUUUUUCUCUCAUGUGUUAAGACAAUCGAUUUUAUUUUAGUAAAUAGUUUGUCCUGUUGCUGUGGUAGGUAAUGCAUAAUAUUAUGAACUUUUUAAGUAAUGUUGCACAUUAACCAUCAGGUCACAGAUCCUCUCCACCAAUCCACUCUCAGCUUUCUAAAAACAGAUAGCAGGUAGGGAGAAAAAUCUGCAUUUAAAGAAGUAAUGACAAAACUCUUAGUUUUUUUAACUCUAAACUUUAUUAAUAUGCAAGAGGGUUUCUACUUCUUAUUAAUAAAAAGCCUGUUCAUGCUUCAAACUGGUCUCUCUUGAACUCUGUUUCAGGCAGAGGACCAGCUGCACACAGAUGGUUGUCUAUUAUAUCUGUGAUCAUCUGAGAUCCGAUAAACCUUAUUUUGUUUGUGAGUAGUAUCUAAUAAUGUCAUAUUAAUGAUUGAUUAUAUUUGGAUUGUUGUCUGAGUGCAACAGCGGUUGCCUGGUUUCAUGAAAUGCCCCUGGGUGUGUAAUUAAAUUCAUUGAUGGUUUGUGAGCUAAGCCAACAUCGGAUAAACACGCUUUUGGAUAUUACAUUGUCAUUAUCCCGUACUCAAUCAAACUAUUAUGCCUGUCAGGACGGUUGAAAAUGCAUGUAGAUAUAGAUGUUUUCUUACUGACUGGGAUGAGAUUAGGUUAUUAUGGACUGUAACCAUUAAUUCAGAACAAAUUCCAUCAUUUUGUUCAUUUUCAUGCCAAAGCUUUUUGUAAACAAACCAAAAUGUGAACAAUAAAGUACAUCUUCUUUAAACAUUAAUGUAUAAAUUAAUGACAACAACAACAAAAAAAAGACAAUGUGUUCCUUCCUUGCCAGGGCUUAAAGUAAGGUAAAUAAAACAGCAGAAGAUCAUUCCAUGGCAUAUUUUUCAGUGUGUAAUUAUUUAUCAAACGAAAACUGAGACAAAACGCUGAGGCCGUUGGUGAAAAACAAAUCCACCCAGGACUCAGCAGGUCGUCGAACCACAUUAAACAGCAGCUGGGGUCUAAGCUUUGACAGGACCAUAGCAGCACUUUGGCUCUUUUCUUAUUCAGUCACGCUGUCAUAGAUUUGCUGCCCUGCCUGUUAUAGCUACAUCUUUUGGGCCUCACAUUCGACUGUGGAAUGCCUUGGUAUCCAGAUGAAUGUAUUGGGGUUCCCAGGUCCUGUGGCUGUACAACCAGCCCCGAUCAUCACCCCUCUCCCUCCAUGCUGACAGUUGCUAGAGGUGUUUGUGCUGAAAUGCCGUGUCAGGUUUUCUGUGCCUUCUGGCCAAACCUCUUCGCUUUGGUCUGCAAAGAAGUUUUACAAGUCUUGUGCCUUCUUCAGAUGCAGUUCUGCAAACAGAAGCUGUGUGUUUCUAGAGAGAAAAAGCUUUCUCCUGCAGCCCUCCCAAGCAAGCCAUACUUGUUCAGUCUUUUUCUAAUUGUUAGGGGGAGCUGCUCACACUUACUGAGGAUUAUUAAUCUGAGGAUCGAUCCUCAGCCCCUCUGAAUUCCUCUGGACGAAGCAAGCUUGGUCUUAGUUUAUUAACUCAUUGCUUCUGUGUUUUGGCUCAGUUUUUGUUUGAUAAUGACAUGCUGUAAUAUGUGAUAAGCUGUUUAUCAUUAAGGUCUAUAUUUACCUUACUUUAGGUUUAGCAGUGGAACAAGGGAGCAGAUGCGGGCACCCUUGCUUUUUUGUUGUUGUUUUUUUUGUUUUUGAAUCAGUCAAAACAUAAAAUGAAGGAAAGGGAAAUUGUGUCAAAGUUAAUCAACGACUCUAGCACAAGUCUUAUCAUUUUGAGGCCUUCUGUUAUGUCUGAACUGUUUCUGUUAACUAGCAUACAUUUCUCCCUUCAAAGCAUGUUCAACAACAAAAAUAAUAUUUUACUUAGCUAUAGAAACAAAGACCAAAGUUGUUAUACCUUUUCUAUUUUUAUAUAUGCAGUCCAUUUUUUUUUAUUUCCUGUGUGUUGGGAAGCUAUUUAUUUGCCUAAAUUAUUUAUCUGCAUUUAAAACACUUAAAGUGGAAAGUCUGCAAACUGUAUUUGAUUGACUAGUACAUAUUCCUUUUUUGACUGUUAAGUGCUGUUUGCUUGUGGUGAUGAGUACUUCAUGUUAGUGAAGCUUAAACUGUGUAUGUGGAUUCCAUCAGUGCC